ACGUACUGCGGCCCCCGCAGCCAAUCCGGAAGCGCACAUCGCGUUCAAAUAGAGACGGCGGGUGAAUGUGGCCAAGUCGAUUUGAUCAGAAAAGUCGUCAAGUUGAACAUGUGGAGGGUCAAAACACUGAAUCCCGGCUUGUCGCCUUCGCCUCAACCGGGAAAACCGGCUAUGAGAACUCCUCUCCGAGAGCUUCAACUGCAGCCCGGAGCCCUCACCGAUUCAGGGAAAGGACCGCCGAUGUUCUCCUCGCUGACCCCAUACCUGCGCAAGCUGGAGCUGAAGGAAAAGCGCAACAACUCAUCUCCAGUGGAUUUUAUCAAUACUGAGAACAACUUCCUUUCAGAACAGUUCAGCCCUCCAACAAAAUGUAUAGAAGCUUGUCAGCAUGAAUCUGAACCAACUCCUGAAAGCAGCUCUCCUCUCAGUACAGUGGAGAAAGCAAUAGAAACAAUGGAUGACUCUGUAGUAGACCCAGUGGAUGAACGUGUAGUUGAGACCAUGGUUCUUUUACCCUUUCCACUAGGGCAGCAGCAAGAGCUGAUGCUUGAGGCUCACUUAGAUGCCAUGGCGGAGAUAAACAGCAGUCCUCUAAAUGAGUCCUCGAGGCUGGAAGAUCUGGUGGAAAAGGAGGUAGCACCUUGUGUUGAAGACAGCUUUACAGAAGUUGUUACUGUUAGGCCUGAGCAACCUCCAUUUCAGGACCCUCCAUCUCAUCUCUUGAAAUAUCCACCCAAACCCUGUUCUGAACAAUUCCACUGCUCCAAAGAAAACCUAAGAGGCCUUAACACUGAAGCUGCACCUGAGGACUUAGUACCUUCUGAAAAUGUCUUGAAUUUCUCAGUGGCCUGGCUUUCUCCUUCAGCUGCCUUGACCGAAGAUUUCCCUGUUCAUCAUGUAGAUCCAGGGGAGGAAACUGUAGAGUACAGAGUUACACAGGAAAAUCCAGGGGAGGAAACUGUAGAGUACAGAGUUACACAGGAAAAUCCAGGGGAGGAAACUGUAGAGUACAGAGUUACACAGGAAAAUCCAGGGGAGGAAACUGUAGAGUACAGAGUUACACAGGAAAAUGAAAAGAGCUUUCCCACAUGCCCUGAGGAGGUUGAAUUGAGAGACCAAGCACUUGCUGCAAAGGCAGAAGAUGAUCCAUCGUUGUGUCUGACAUCAAAUCUAGUAGAAAUGGGACCCCAGGAAGCUCCAUGCCCAACUACAGAAGGUGCUGGUAGAAAUCCUGGCUUAGAUGCAGAGACGUGGAUGUCCCCAUUGGCCUGGCUAGAAAAAGGUGUGAAUACGUCAGUCAUGCUACAAAAUCUCCGCCAGAGGUUAUCCUUUCCUUCUGUGCUUCAAGAUGCUGCUAUUGGCAACACGCCCCUCUCCACUUGUUCUGUGGGAACUUCUUUUACUCCUCCAGUGCCACCAGAAGUAGGCACCAAGCACAGUACUUCAGAGACAGAGCGCCUCCUCUUAGGCUGCGGUCCUCUGGAUCUGACUGCCUUGUCCCGACAUGACUUGGAGGAGAACCUGUUGAACUCCCUUGUUGUGCUGGAAGUUCUUUCCCACCAGCUACAAGCCUGGAAGAGGCAGCUCACUGUCCCUCGAGGGGAAUCUCAAGACAGUAGCACACAGACUGACCGCUCUCCUUGUGGGGUCACUAAGACACCUAAACAUCUUCAGGACAGCAAAGAGAUUAGACAGGCUCUGCUGCAAGCCCAGCCAGUCAUGCAAUCAUGGAUGUUAGUCUCUAGAGAACUGAUAUCUUUGCUUCACCUGUCCCUGACACACAUGAAUGAAGACAGAAUGACAGUGAGUCAGGAGUCUCGGCGUGCAGAAACCCUGGUUUCCUCCUGUUCUCAUGUACUGAAGAAACUGAGGGCAAAGCUCCAGAGCCUCAGAACAGAAAGGGAGGAGGCAAAGCACAGAGAGGAGAUGGCCCUUCACGGCAAAGAUGCGGCAGAGGCAGUACUGGAGGCUUUCCGUGCACAUGCUAGCCAGCGCAUCAGCCAACUGGAACAGGAUUUUACAUCUAUGCAAGAGUUCAGAGGCCUUCUACAGGAAGCCCAGACCCAACUGAUAGGGCUUCACACAGAGCAAGAGGAGCUGGCUCAGCAGACAUUGAGUCUGACUUCUGCUUUGCAGCAGGACUGGACAUCAAUCCAACAGGAUUGUGGAACAUGGGCAGCUUUGCUGAGUCGGUCUCGAGAACUCACAGAGAAACUCACAACCAAGAGCCGGCAGGCCCUUCAGGAACGUGAUGCUGCAAUCAAGGAAAAGAAGCAGGUUUUGAAGGAACUUGAACAAGUGUCUGCCCAUUUAGAGGACUGUAAAGGCCAAAUAGAACAACUGAAAUCGGAAAAUAGUCGCCUUACCACAGAUCUCUGGGCUCAGCUGCAGAGUCUAACUAGCACAGACAACCAACUAAAAGAACUGCAGAGCCAGCAUACCCAUUGUGUCCAGGACCUGGCCAUGAAGGAUGAGUUGUUGGGUCAACUUACCCAGAGCAUCAAGGAACAGGCUGCACAAUGGCAAAAGGAGGAAAUGGAACUGAAGCACACACAAGCAGAGUUGCAGUGUCAACAGGCUGUGCUGGCUAAGGAGGUACAGGAUUUGAAGGAGACCUUGGAGUUUGCAGACCAAGAGGGUCAAGUUGCUCAUCUGGAGCUGGGCCAGAUUGAGUGUCAGCUGAAAGCCACACUAGAAGUGCUGCGGGAGCGCAGCCUGCAAUGUGAGGCCCUCAAGGACACUGUGGAGAACCUGAAGGCUGAGCUGUCCAGCACUGUAGCAAAGCAUGAGAAACAGGCUCUGGAGAAGACAUAUCAGCAUUCUCAAGAGCUGAGGCUGCUAUCCGAGCAGCUGCAGAGUCUCACCCUCUUCUUACAGGCAAAACUAAAGGAGAACAAGGCUGAAUCAGAGAUCAUUCUGCCCAGCACAGGUUGUGCUCCAGCCCAGGAACACCUUCUGCCUGAUGAUAGCACUGCUUCAGAAAAGGCCCUGACAGCAGUGGCAGAUGAAGAGCCAGAACCAGUUCCCGUCGUGCCAUUGCUUGGAAGUGAUAAGAGUGCUUUCACCCGAGUAGCAUCAACGAUUUCCUUUCAGCCUACAGAGACCCCAGGACUGGAGAAGAGCUCAUCAGAAAUGAGUACUAUGUUACUAGAGCUUCAGAGCCUGUGUUCUCUGCUGCAGGAGUCUAAAGAAGAAGCCAUUGGGGCCCUGCAGAGAAAAAUCUGUGAAUUGCAGACUAGACUGCAGGACCAAGAGGAAGAGCAUCAGGAAGCCCUGAAGGCAAAGGAGGCAGACAUAGAGAAGCUGAACCAGGCCUUGUGCUUAUGCUAUAAGAAUGAAAAGGAGCUCCAGGAAGUGAUACAGAAGCAGAACGAGAAGAUCUUAGGGCAGAUAGACAAGAGUGGUGAGCUCAUAAGUCUCAAGGAGGAGGUGACCCAGCUCACACGUUUACUGCGGCAUGCAGAGACAGAGACGAAAGUGCUCCAGGAAGCUCUGGAGGGCCAGCUAGACCCCAGCUGUCAGCUGAUGGCUACUAACUGGAUCCAGGAAAAAGUCUCUCUCUCACAGGAGGUGGACAAGCUGAGGGCCAUGUUCCUGGAGAUGAAAAACGAGAAAGCAAAACUGGUGAUCAAGUAUCAGAGCCAUAGGAACAUUCUUGAGGAGAACCUUCGGCGCUCUGACACUGAGUUAAAGAAACUGGAUGACACUAUCCAGUAUAUCUACGAGACUCUGCUGUCUGUCCCAGAGGUAGUGAAGAGUUGCAAAGAACUACAAAGAUUGCUGGAGUUUCUGAGCUAAGAAACUGAAAAUAUUGCACCUGCAGUUCCAGCUACUCCGGAGGCAGAGGCAGGAGGAUUGCUUACUCCAAGAGUUUGAGACUAGAGUGGACAGCACGGCAAAGAAACUGAAGGCUGGAUUCCACUUCAUUCCCUUCAGGAUCCCUUACCCCAGUAAUAGGAAUUGGCAUAUAGCCAACUGUUUUUAUGUUAUUUAAAUAAAGUAUAUUUAAUGUA
This is a messenger RNA of Cricetulus griseus (Chinese hamster), 4013 nucleotides long. NCBI's taxonomy places the organism in Eukaryota, Metazoa, Chordata, Mammalia, Rodentia, Cricetidae. The record is from RefSeq and is a predicted model, not a curated record.